Odobenus rosmarus divergens (Pacific walrus) is the source of this 1433-nucleotide messenger RNA. RefSeq names its product carbonic anhydrase XIV (gene CA14). The coding region runs from base 20 to 1030 and encodes 336 amino acids. The transcript is spliced from 11 exons. Gene Ontology annotation, molecular function: carbonate dehydratase activity; zinc ion binding. Gene Ontology annotation, cellular component: plasma membrane. Lineage: Eukaryota; Metazoa; Chordata; Mammalia; Carnivora; Odobenidae. The record is from RefSeq and is a predicted model, not a curated record.
UGCUUCUUGCGGGGAUACCAUGUUGUUCUUCACUCUCCUGCUGGAGGUGAUUUGGAUCCUGGCUGCCGAAGGGGGUCAACACUGGACAUAUGAGGGCCCACAUGGUCAAGACCACUGGCCAGCCUCUUACCCUGAAUGUGGAAGCAAUGCCCAAUCCCCCAUCAAUAUCCAGACAGACAGUGUGACUUUUGACCCUGAGUUGCCUGCUCUGCAGCCCCAUGGAUAUGACCAGCCUAGCACUGAGCCUUUGGACCUGCACAACAACGGCCACACAGUGCAACUCUCUCUGCCCCCUACCAUGUAUCUGGAGGGACUUCCUCGAAAAUAUGUAGCUGCCCAGCUCCACCUGCACUGGGGUGAGACAGGGUCCCUGGGCGGAUCAGAGCACCAGAUCAACAGUGAAGCCACAGUUGCAGAGCUCCACAUUGUACAUUAUGAUUCUGAUUCCUAUGACAGCUUGAGUGAGGCUGCUCCGAAGCCUCAGGGCCUGGCUGUCUUGGGCAUCCUCAUUGAGGUGGGUGAGACCAAGAAUCCAGUUUAUGAACACAUCCUGAGUCACUUGCAUGAAAUUAGGCAUAAAGAUCAGAAGACUUCAGUGCCUCCCUUCAACGUGGGAGAGCUGCUCCCCCCACAGCUGGACCAGUUCUUCCGCUACAACGGCUCGCUCACCACACCCCCCUGCUACCAGAGCGUGCUCUGGACAGUCUUCAGUAGAAGGGCUCAGAUUUCAAUGGGACAGCUGGAAGAGCUUCAGGAGACAUUGUUCUCCACAGAAGAGGUGCCCUCUAAGCUCCUGGUUCGGAACUACCGAGCCCCCCAGCCUCUCAAUCAGCGAACAGUCUUUGCUUCUUUCAUCCAAGCGAGAUCCUCCUACACUACAGGUGAAAUGCUGAGUUUAGGAGUGGGAAUCUUGGUUGGCUGUCUUUGUCUUCUACUGGCUGUUUAUUUCAUCGCUAGGAAGAUUCGGAAGAAGAGGCUAGGAAACCGGAAAAGCGUGGUCUUCACCUCAGCACGAGCCACAGAGGCAUAGACUCCCUCGCCGACAUCAUAGAUGCCUUCCCCUCAUGCCAAUCAGGGAGCUUCUAAAAUGAGCUGCAGGGACUGGCCAGAAGUAGUGGGCAGACACCCCUCCUUCCUCCAGACAGCCCCUACAGAGAGGCACGGACAGGCUCUUGUUCAUGGAAUAAGAGCAGAGCCUUCGACCUCUCAAAACCUAUAGAUCAGGACAACCCUAUGUUGACAAUGCAGACAGCAAACUGUGUUUAGUUGUAGGGGAAGUUGGGGAUGUAACCCCCAAAGUCCUCCACCCCCUCACGUUUAUGUCCUUUUCCCUAGAUAUAGGGCAGGACCUCCCCUUAGGAAAAAGACUUGUUGCUGUUGGGGUUAUAUAUUUUUUUGCUCAAUAUACCUGGAAAUUAAAGUUUCUAAUCCCA